Messenger RNA from Dioscorea cayenensis subsp. rotundata (Guinea yam), 1854 nucleotides. Its product is annotated as protein DETOXIFICATION 54. Lineage: Eukaryota; Viridiplantae; Streptophyta; Magnoliopsida; Dioscoreales; Dioscoreaceae. Gene Ontology annotation, molecular function: antiporter activity; xenobiotic transmembrane transporter activity. The record is from RefSeq and is a predicted model, not a curated record. Gene Ontology annotation, cellular component: membrane. Gene Ontology annotation, biological process: xenobiotic detoxification by transmembrane export across the plasma membrane.
GAAGAUGAACAGAAGCAAGUCGACGAGAAAACCACGUCGUCCGGCGAGCUCCGUGAGCUCUGGUCGAUGGCGGCGCCAAUCACCGCCAUGAACCUCGUCGUUUACCUUCGCGCCAUGAUCUCCGUUGUCUUCCUCGGUCACCUCGGCCCUCUAGAGCUCGCCGGCGGCGCUCUUGCCAUCGGCUUCACCAACAUCACCGGCUACUCAGUCCUCUUCGGCCUUGCUUCCGGCCUCGAACCCUUCUGCUCCCAAGCUUUCGGUUCUCGAAACUUCGACCUUAUCUCCCUCUCCUUCCAACGCACCAUCCUCCUUCUCCUCGCCGCUGCCGGCCCUAUCGCUCUUCUCUGGCUCCAUCUCGGCCCUAUCCUUGUCUCUCUCGGCCAAAACCCAGCCAUCACCGCCGCCGCCGCCGACUACGCUCUCUACGCCCUACCUGACCUCUUAACCAACACCGUCCUCCAACCCCUCCGCGUCUUCCUCCGUUCCCAAGGCAUAACCCGUCCGAUGGCCGCCUGCUCCGCCGCAGCCGUCGCUUUCCACAUCCCUCUCAACCUCCUCUUCGUCUCCGUCCUCCACCUCGGCGUCCCCGGCGUCGCCCUCGCCGGAGCUCUCACUAAUCUCAACAUGGUCCUUUUCCUCAUCUCCUACCUUCGCUUCUCCGGCGCUUGUGGCUUAACAUGGAGAGGCUGGUCAAGCGCCGCCUUCACCGGCGUAACGCCGUUGCUCCGCCUUGCCGUCCCGAGUUGCUUCGGUGUUUGCUUGGAGUGGUGGUGGUAUGAGAUCAUGACAGUGCUCGCCGGAUACUUACCAAACCCUACUUCAGCCGUCGGCGCCACCGCCAUACUUAUCCAAACUACCAGCUUCAUGUACACCGUCCCCAUGGCUCUCGCUGCAUGUGUCUCCACAAGAGUAGGGAAUGAGCUUGGAGCAGGGAGACCGAAAAAGGCGAAAAUCGCAGCACUAGUAGCAUUAGCAUGCGCGGUUGCAAUCGGCUUUUUGAAUGUAGGAUGGACGACAAUAUACAGAGAGAAGUGGGCGAAAUUGUUUAGCAAAGACAAAGAGGUGGUGAGCUUGGCAGCACAGGUAUUGCCAUUGGUAGGGUUGUGUGAGGUUGGCAAUUGUCCGCAGACGACCGGUUGUGGCGUUCUUCGGGGAACGGCGAGACCGGCAAUCGGAGCAAGGAUUAACUUGUUAUCAUUUUACCUCGUCGGAACGCCGAUUGCUGUGGGGCUUGCAUUUUGGUUGGAGCUUGGUUUUGAUGGGUUGUGGUAUGGUUUGCUUAUGGCUCAAGCUGUGUGUGUUGUGUUUGUGAUGGUUGUUGUGAUGGUGAGGACUGAUUGGGAGGUUGAAGCAGAGAGAGCCAAGAAGCUGACUAGCAGUAAUAAUAAUAACAAUAACAAUUGUAAUAUUGAAGUGGGUGUGAUUUGUGAUGAAGACAUUGAAGAGAAGAGGGUUUUGUUGAAUAAUGAUGGUGAGGAAGUGAUGAGAAAUGGAGAUUGUUAGUUAGGGAAGGAGACAUAGUGAUUGAAGAGUGGACACUUGAUUUUUAGCAGUUGAGAGAAAGAGAUUGAGAUUGAGAUUGAGAUGAGAUGCUUUCUCUUUCAUGGUCUUUGGAUGGAGGUGGUGGACUGGUGUAAGCUGGGGUAUAUCUCUGUUGUCAUUGUUCUUUGCUUUUUGGGCUUGAGAGGGUGACAAGCACAAAGGUGGUUUAUAGGGUUUUAUACAACAACAUAUCAAAUCUGUGGGGUGGAAAUCAUACUGCCUCCUCUCCCUCUUUUUUUAUAUAUAUAUAUAUAUAUUAUAAUUAUAUUAUAUUUCCUUGUUAUUUUGCUUGUGUUGUAAUAGUGUAGACCC